CACAUCGACAUCACUCGGGAUUCCUACGGAGUUUCCUCAAAUUCUCCUUCAAAAAUGACCCUGGAAAUUUCCUAGCAGAGAAAUGUAACGUGGURAAAAUCCCUCGAGAGUGAAGGCUAUUCAUAAGGCUGUCGUUUGACUAAAUAUGUCCCAGUUUAAACUUCAAAAGGUGACAAAAGUCAAAGGGCCUUCAGAACUGUCAAUAGGAGAAUCAACGACAUCCACAAAGAGAACUACUAACCGUAGCUCUUCGUCCAACACUGAACGCCCCCAGACACAGACGUCAAGACAAAAGAAAAGUACUUCCAAGACAUCUGAGGAAAAAGUCUCAGCAUCAGGCACUAGUAGUGAUAAGACAUCGACUGUUCCGUCAAGACCACCAUCAAGAACAACAAGACCUACUGCUGCUAAGAGAACACUGUCAAAGACCUGUCCAUCACAGCAAGGGAGAAAAAGUGGUUCACCAAGAACAGAUUCCAAACAAACAAGAAGUAAAACSCCAACUGCAGACUCAACAAACAAAUACCCUUCAAAYACCAAGCAAAAGAUUGCUGAAAAGCYAUCAAGYGAAGUCAAAGAGUCUAGAAAAACGUCUCGGUCUAAGAAAGAAAACAGCUACGAUGCAAGCGGAAGUGAUAGCGAUGAAAAUGUUCUUUCUGGUAAAUUAAGUCCCAAGGAUGAUAUUGGAUAUGAAACAGGGUCUUUUGAUGACAUUGAUGCUUCUAGUAGUGACACAACCAGUCCGGCAGCAACUGAUGAAAAUAAGUCAAUAUUAAGCAAACCARCUGAUGACUCUCCAGCAUAUUCGUAUGCGGACUUAGAGUUUCGACCUUUGAUUGUAACAGAAGAAGGUGGUGUUAGCGCACCGGUGAACACUUCAAAAGAGAGGCUUUCAUAUGCUUACGCUGGWAAUGAAUUUAGACCUCUAUUAAUAACAGAAAAUGGGGGAAUAGCUGGCCCAGUUGAACCUCAAUCAAAUGACAACAGAGUAAGGCCACAGCCUACCUCAUACGAAGAAGUAGAAAUACAAAACGGGAAUUUUGAUAGGUCAAAUAUAAAUCUAGCUCAACUCAUGCCAUCUCCAGGCUUUGAAACCUUUAAUUAUUCUCAAGAAAAUGACUCAAGGACAGAGCAUAAACAGACUUUGGAUGAUGGAUUGAAUGAAAAUGCUGGAGAUGUGUAUGCUACUGUAAAUAAGGACAGACAAAGAACUCCAAAAGAGCCAGAACUUCCUCCUGAAAUUCCCUUGCGUAAGGAAAUUACGAGGUCUGAUCUUUAUGAACACAUUACGGGAGAACUGAAGAGUAUGAUUGACGCUUGUGAUGAGGAAUCUAGUAGUGCUCCUCCUCCGUUACCUAAACCUUAUUCUGGACCUGGAAUCAUUGAAACUGAAASAGUCAAUAACUCUGAGAAUGUCAACACCAUUGAAGAUUUUGAUGGCUCGGCAUUGUAUGCUGCUGUACAAAAGAAACCCAAGAACAAAGUAGAGAAAAAAACAGAGGACCUACCACCACCAAUACCAUCUAGACUGAGCAACUUAGAAGACUCUUCAAGCAACAAUGAAUCACAACAGCAAGGCAUUGGUAUAUUCAAAAAAAUGCACAGGAGAAAAUUUUCUGACGGCAACUUUAUUAACAAUUCRGGGGAAAUAUUCGGUUAUCCGUCCACAAGUUUAUUUAAGAAAGGACACAAAAGAUCAAAGUCGCAGGAUGACAUCACAAAUCCUAAUAGUAAGACAAGAAGCGACUCUGGUACAUUAAUUAAACCCUAUUUAGAAGUAGGCAUUACAGAACCUCCAACGACACCUACUGACUUGCAAAGCUACAAAGGAACAGAGUACCAUGUAGACGACGAGCUACCUGAAGGAUGGAAAGAAGUUGAAAGUGAAAACGGUACAAAGUAUUAUUGGCAUAUUGCCUCRGGUACAACGCAGUGGGAGAGACCACAAGUGGAACCAAGACCUAAGAAGAAAUCAGUUGAUCAGGUCAGCCCUUUACCUGAGAAGCAGAAGGUUCUCAGUUUUCCUAUUCAUUCAAUGGGUUGGAUAGAGUUGGAAGAGAAUCAAGUAGCACCUCAUAACAUGAGUGAUACAAUAUCUGAAUGCAUUAGUACCAUGGCUAAAGCUAGGAAAGAUUUAUGGUGCACUUCAGAAACAUGGGGAGAGGGAAAAGAUAUACGUCUACUGCUUGAAGGUGAUACAUUGAAAYUAGUGGAACCCAGGAAUAAAAUAACUCUACUGGUUCAGCCAGUUUCCAAGAUGAGAGUCUGGGGAGUAGGGAAGGAUGAUCACAGGGAUUUUGCAUAUGUUGCCAGAGACCCCAACACAAGUAAACACAAAUGYCACAUGUUCCGUUGUCAUGGUAACAUUUCUGGCCGUGCCAUAACGACAGCCCUUCAUGAAAUGUGCAAUAGAAUAUUGGAAGAAAAGAAGCGAGCACAAGAAAUUAGCAAAAAGAACACACAGAAACCUUGGUCUGAUAUUAUCAAUACACCCCCACCCCCAUCGGUGAAAAGUAAUGCAGGAUUUAACGAGAAGCCUUUGAGAGAACAAAGAAAGGACUUUACCGCGACCUACUUGGGCAGUAUUGAUGUACCCAAACCCACAGGAAUGGAGAUGCUCAACAGGGCUAUCAGCAAAGUAGCUUCACGUGGAGGACCAAGAAGAACUGUGUUGAUACAAGUAACGGUAUCUUGUAUCAAACUAACUGACUGUACGUCACAAGAAGAGAUAUCAGAGGACAGAGUCCGUUUCUUGUCAUUCAUGGGCAUUGGAAAAGAUGAGAGGUUAUGUGGCUAUGUCAUGGCUAACGAGCCAGAGCGCCAGUAUCUGUGUCACGUGUUUCAGUGCACACCUAAUGCUGCAGCCCUMACCAAGGCUUUGGAGGAAGCUUGUCAGCUGCGUUACCAAAAGUGCUUGGAUGCUUACCCGGAAAUGGCAGCCAAGGCAGCAGCAGCUCAGGAAGCUGAACCUGAUAAAGCUAAAGAUAAGAGUAAUUUUAUGUCAAGUGUACAAGGAUUGUUUGCUAAAAUGGGGCCCAAGAAAAGUGGAGGGAAGAAGGAUGACUCAACAUCUKCWGCUGGUCUUCCUAAACCAACCCAUACUUUCAUGGUCAAGUAUUAUGGAGCACUUCCUGUUGCUGUGGGAACUGGAGUUGAAACUGUACAAGAAGCUGCUAAGCAUCUUACUGGGGGUACUCUACUCAUCUGUCAACUCGAUGUUGCUAUCAAUGGUAUUACCUUAUAUGAUAGCCAACGAAGUGCACUCUCAAGAAGACAUAUGGAUGCCGAUACUAUAUCAUACUGUGGUCUGACCAGUGACGGUGGUCAUUUUGGUCUCAUCCAAUGCCAAGGAGGUGGCAAGUACGUCUGUCAUGUCUUCUCCGAAUACAAGACAAGGGCGUCCCCAAUUGUAGCCGCAAUCCACGAAACCCUAUGAUGAAACUUGGAACGCAGAUAAGAUUCUCAGUUGCUGCUGUGUCUGCUGUUGCUGUUGUGAUUUGUUGUUGAUGUUGGUGAUGAUUAUAUUAAUCACGAUUAUAAUGACGAUGACAACGACGGCGAUGAUGAUGUCGGUGAUUUUACCAAUCGAUAUAAACGAAAAUGCCGCCAUUCAUUUUUUAUCAUUUUCCUAUUAUUCUUUCAUUCUCUUUCGAAWUUCUUUUCCUAUCUUUUAAAACAAAUCUCAUUUCUUUAAAGGCGGCAAUAAUUUAUAGGAUUAUAUUUAGAUUUGAGUAUAAGAAUUGUACAUAAUGUUAAUUUUUUUAUACUUUUAAGUUUUUAUGAUUUUUAGUGAUAUAGGAGUUUACAUUUGAA
Exaiptasia diaphana is the source of this 3813-nucleotide messenger RNA. RefSeq names its product amyloid-beta A4 precursor protein-binding family B member 1. Gene Ontology annotation, biological process: regulation of DNA-templated transcription. The record is from RefSeq and is a predicted model, not a curated record. The transcript is spliced from 20 exons. NCBI's taxonomy places the organism in Eukaryota, Metazoa, Cnidaria, Anthozoa, Actiniaria, Aiptasiidae. Bases 146 to 3436 code for a protein of 1096 amino acids. Gene Ontology annotation, molecular function: amyloid-beta binding; transcription factor binding. Gene Ontology annotation, cellular component: nucleus; cytoplasm.